Messenger RNA from Branchiostoma belcheri (Belcher's lancelet), 996 nucleotides. RefSeq lists its product as uncharacterized. The record is from RefSeq and is a predicted model, not a curated record. NCBI's taxonomy places the organism in Eukaryota, Metazoa, Chordata, Leptocardii, Amphioxiformes, Branchiostomatidae. The coding region runs from base 1 to 996 and encodes 331 amino acids. The transcript has a single exon.
AUGGAGAAGUUCGAAAAGGAAGCCCUCAGCACAUUCCCCGACACUCCCCCGGCCAACUGGUUCCGCUAUGUCGACGACACGUGGUGCAGACUGCAGAAGAGAAUAGCGGACAAGUUUUUCGACCACAUCAACAGCAUUGACAGCAACAUCAAGUUCACACAAGAAACCAGCCAUGACAACUCCCUUCCGUUCCUGGACUCCAAUGUCACUGUACAAGAAGACGGCCGCCUCAGCGUCGAUGUGUACAGAAAGCCAACCCACACGGACCAGUACCUGGAUUUCAACUCCCACCACCCCCUGGAACAGAAACUGGGCGUCAUAAGGACCCUCUUCCACAGAGCGGACACUAUCAUCACUUCAGAUGAAGCCAAGUCCAAGGAACACAGCCACCUGAAGAACGCCCUUAACAAGUGUGGGUACCGAACCUGGACCUUCAACAAAGCCCUACAACCUACCGACAGAUCUAAGAAACCAAGAAGCAAACCACUCGACAAGAAGAACACUACCAACAUCACCAUCCCUUACAUCGAAGGAGUAUCGGAGAAACUGCGACGCAUCCUCCAGGGCUUCAACAUCGGCACCAACUUCAAACCCUAUUCUACCCUAAGACAGAACCUGGUUCACCCCAAAGACCGCGUACAGAAAGGCAUCAAGUCAGAGGUGAUCUACAGACUCAAAUGCGAGGAACCUAACUGCAAUGACACCUACAUCGGGGAAACCAGCCAACCUCUGAAGGAGAGAUACAAACAACACUGCAGGGCUACAGCAAGCGGCUACUCUUCUGCUAUCUACCAUCACACCAAACACAACCAGGGACACUCUUUCAAGCUAGAGGCAACCGACAUCCUCGACCGUGAACCACGUUGGUACGAGCGCGGAGUGAAGGAGGCCAUCUAUGAGCGCAUUUACAACCCCACCCUGAACAGGAAGGGGGGACUGCGCAUUGAACUCUCAAGCACAUGGGAUCCCGCCCUGCCACAGCCCAAGGGACAGUAA